GAAAGCUAAAUUAAGGAUGAUCAAGGGUAGAUAACAAAAUAUACCUCCCUAUUGAUUUAUAACAUACAUGUAUAUUUGAUAGUCAUGUGUGUUGUGACGUAUCUAUUUUUAUUUUCCGGCUUCUUGUUACCUGUGACUCUGAGACUUGUGACCAUUUAAAUUUCGCUUUAGAGAUUAAGACAACCCAGUUUUUGUCUACAAAUCUAGACAUUGAAAUGUCAACCAAAGAUUAUCAGAUGGGUGACCAAAGAAAUAUGCAGGAUUCUUCCGAAGAUGGGAUCGGCUGCUGUGGGUGCAUAUUGAUGGGACUAUCCUACUUUCUUGUUAUCUUGUUUUUCCCAGUCUCUCUAUGUAUGACAAUAAAGAUUGUUACUGAGUAUGAACGAGCUGUCAUCUUUCGAUUGGGUCGAGUACUACCGGGAGGGGCGAAAGGACCUGGAAUGUUUUUCAUAUUACCAUGUCUUGAUGAGUUCAAAAAGAUCGACCUUCGUACAGUGUCAUAUGAUGUCCCACCACAAGAGAUUUUGACAAAAGAUUCUGUGACAGUUGCUGUAGAUGCUGUGAUUUACAGCCGUGUGUUUGACCCCACAAUGUCCGUGUGUAAUGUAGAAAAUGCUGAUUCGUCUACACGAUUGUUGGCAGCGACAACCUUGAGAAAUGUCCUUGGAACUAAAAACAUGUCGGAACUACUGACUGAAAGGGAUUCUAUUGCUCAUCAAAUGCAGGCAAUCUUAGAUGAAUCUACAGAUCCAUGGGGAAUCAAGGUAGAAAGAGUUGAAAUUAAAGAUGUCAGACUUCCGGUACAACUCCAGAGAGCAAUGGCUGCUGAAGCAGAAGCUUCUAGAGAAGCACGUGCUAAGGUAAUAGCAGCUGAAGGAGAACAGCGUGCCUCACGUGCACUGAAGGAAGCAGCCGACAUCAUGGCCCAAUCGCCAGCCGCCAUUCAGCUCCGUUAUUUGCAAACAUUGCAAAGCAUUGCAGCAGAGAGGAAUUCCACCAUUAUUUUCCCAUUACCAAUGGAUUUGUUGAGUGGAUUUGGCAAAAAAUAAAACUGGUGUUUUUAUGUUUUUAAAUCCAUUGUUGUUUGUACAACGUAAAUGAAAGACUAUGCUUGAAAAUGGCAUAUAUCAAAACAAUAUAACUUUAUAUAUAUAACAAAAUAUGCAUGGUCUUGUGAUAUCAUGAAUAUGCCUUAAUUACAAGAUUAAGAACGAAAACGAGAUUCUUAGUGUUGAAUAGGUGAACAGUGACCUAUAGUUGCUUAAUUCCUCGUUUAUUGGUCUCUGUUGGAUAGUUGUCUCAUUGGCAAAAAUAUCACAUCUCCCUAUUUAUAUUGUUGCGUACAAAAGCAAAACAAUAUUUAUUAUUAAUUAUAUAAUACAUGUUUCAGUUUCAAGAAAAAUAUCUGUUAUUUAAUUCGUCAAAAAAAAAACAUGAGUACAAUGGUUAAAUAAAAUUGAAAUUUGACCUGCCCAUACUUUAUUGGACGAAACUAAUAAGGAAUAUGUAUUUCUAUUUUUUUUAGUUAUGUAAAAACCAAUAACACGGAAAAAAAAUAUAUGGUAUGUCUUUUUUAUUUGUUGUACUAUAUUGCUGAAACUAAAUAUUUUUUUUUUAAAUUUCAUGUCGAUCUAUCAACAAUAAUACUUAUUUUCUGGAAACAUGCCACUUUGUACAAGUGAAAUGGUAGCUACCUGAUUUUCAAAGCAAUAUAAAGACUGAUAACAACUAGAAUAUGGUUAUUAGUCUCUAAAUUGUUGUGUUUUAUUUUGUGACUGUAUCACAUCUUUGUUUCUGUAUCACAUUUUUUAACUAAGUCUCUGUAAAUAUUCAUUUAGUUUCAAAUAAUAUAUAAACUUAUCAUUCAGACGUGCUUCUUGGAUAGGGGAAACCUACCAGUAAACAGUAAACAGCUGGGUUUUAGGGGUACUGCAUAAUUCAGUUUUACUGCAAACAUGCUAUGCAUCAAUGGUAUAUAUUUAUAUAUGUAUUUAAAAGCUUGCCUAUUUUUAAUGUUACACGUUAAGCAUGUUGAUAAAGUGAUGCAAAAACAUAUUCCAUGUUUUUUUUCUUUACUUAUUUGAAUACUAUAUUAUUCUUAAUUUCAUAAUAAAUUUGAAUUAUGAGGGUUUCUGCCCCAAAUAUUAAAAGUGUUAAUAAUUCAUCUGGUAGAAACCGGCUAUACAUCAAGGGUAAAUAGGUCUAUAAAUACGUAUUUAAAAACUUGCCUUUUUUUAAUGUUACACGUUAAGCAUGUUGAUUAAGAGUUGCAAACACAUAUUCCAUGUUGUUUUUUUAUUUACUUGUUGUUUGUAUACUAUAUUAUUCUUAAUUUCAUAAUAAAUUUAAAUUAUGAAGUUCCUGUCCCAAAUAUUCAAAGUUUUUAAUAUAUUCUAUUUUUACUAUAUUGUUAUUUGUACUAUAUAAUAUUGUAAAGGAAAAAAAUCAAUAAAAAAUAAUUUAUGUA
This is a messenger RNA of Mytilus trossulus (common blue mussel), 2467 nucleotides long. RefSeq names its product stomatin-like. The record is from RefSeq and is a predicted model, not a curated record. The transcript has 8 exons. Gene Ontology annotation, cellular component: plasma membrane. The coding region runs from base 216 to 1049 and encodes 277 amino acids. Lineage: Eukaryota; Metazoa; Mollusca; Bivalvia; Mytilida; Mytilidae.